AUGUCUGCGAUAUACCAGUCGUCUAGGGUUGUUGGAUGUAGGUUUGCGUUUGUACAAAGGCUGGGUCCGCAUCUCUUUUCUUCUUUCGUUGUUGAAAUUCCCCUUUACCACUUUGCUAUUACCUUUUAUCCUGUAUUUUAUCCUCAGUGA
Tuber melanosporum (Perigord truffle) is the source of this 150-nucleotide messenger RNA. RefSeq lists its product as uncharacterized. The transcript has a single exon. The record is from RefSeq and is a predicted model, not a curated record. Bases 1 to 150 code for a protein of 49 amino acids. Lineage: Eukaryota; Fungi; Ascomycota; Pezizomycetes; Pezizales; Tuberaceae.